CGUCGUACUUCCGACUUGAGAACUGCGUCAUGCUCCGGUGGGGGCUGGGGCAAUCUUGAGCAUUUGACCAUGUCUUUUUUGGAGUCCCUCCCGAACGAGCUGCUGGAUCAGAUCAUCUUCUUCUUGACCACGCCACCGCCAUCAAUAGCCAGGAUCCAUCGGGAUCCAGAUCUCCAGAUUGCCAAAUCUCAUGCUUGUGAUCUCAAACACUUGGCAGGGGUCUCCAGCCAUCUCCGAGACCUUGUACGACCUCGGCUCUUUGCACACGCGUGCUUUGACCUGAAAGAUGAGCCCGCUUUCCAAUCCUUUCUCAUCGCAUCGGAUCUGGCUCGAUAUGUGACGAGCGUGGUAGUGAUCGCUGAGAACGUGGCAUCUGACCCGGAAGACCAAGGCUGGUGGCGUCGCCUACUGGGAUAUCUGAAUCCGAGCAGGUUUACCGUCGUUGCUCCGCCGAACUUCAUAGGUAACAUACUCAAUACUCGGAUCACGGACGAACAUAGCUGGGCGUUUGAAAUUCCCCUACAGAUUUUACAGCUGGAACGAGAAGUUGCACCUAGCGAUGUUAAUGAGACAUCCGACCUGGAGCAAUGCGACAGCCUCCUGUUGGCUCGUCCAUGGUCAUCAAUGACCUUUAACGAAUCUUCUUCUAUGAAAGCCUAUCACCACUACGAAUAUUUUCUCUUAAGAAUACCCUCAGUUCUGGGGGAGUGGGGAUCACAGUUACAGCCACGAAAGCCACCUCCUGUCGAGCUCCUGGACAUGCUUCGAGGCUUGACUUCUUUCUCCUACACCGCUGUUUUCCCCUUCUACAACCACGUAAAACUAGUCCUUGAUGUAUUGGCUCGCAUGUCGAAUGUCAAGGAUUUCAGUAUCAAAUUGAUACCCGAUGAAGAUAACCAUGUUCUUGAAGAAGAGGCACGCGGAUCGUUGGAUCUAUAUGAUCCUUGGGUAGAAAUGAUGACCUCCUAUACCCUGGUUGCAUCGGACGUCGGCCAAAUUGAUUCUAUUCAAGAAAUAAGGUGUCGAGAUUUGGCAAUUAUGCCUCGGUUAGGAGAUACGGGCGUGGCAAUUCUUGAAGAAUUGCAGCGCCCAAAUGAGUUUGGCUACGCCGGGGCCGAGCGUCUGGCACGGCGACAUCGCUGGUUGGGGACUAUGGCUACCUCCAACGUGUAUACCACAGAGCCCGCACAUCCAGUUCUGGCCUUUUCUCAACUCCAAGAACCUCGGACAAGCAACCAACAGAGAGCCCCCAGCGACCCGGCCGACAGCAACUGGAAUCUCCAAGACGACUGGAGCACCGGCAUCGAAGAUUCCAAGACGAAGGUCUUUCGUUACGGCACCGUGACUGGAUUCUCAAGACUGAGAACCAGGACCAACAAUAACGAUGAGUACAUUGCUCAGAUUCCUCGAUUUCUCCUCAUCAAGCAUCUCCAAAGGCUGGCUCCAUCAGCUGAGCCUAGCACAUUCAUCAUUUACCCCGAGAAUUUCAGCGCGCUCGCCCCUACGAGUCUGUUGAAAGCGCUGCAAAGCGGCCACCGGGGUUUGUCACAGCCUGAAGCGAUGAAGCGUCUCGAUUCUGUGCAACUCUUCCCCAUCCAUCAUAUUUCAACUGCUAUCCAGGCUAUAGGGCAGAUCUCCGAGCAACUGCACCAGAUGCAGGAUAACCAGGCUGCCACUGAUCCAACGACGAGGAGACCUCCCGUCAUGGUGAUCGUGGUCGGGCUUGAUACCCUUGCAGAAGGCAUCAUUCGAGCAUCUAACCCGCUCAAGGGUACUGCCGUACUGGCCAGCACGCUGCGGACUUUGACCCGCCUGUCACGGGCAUAUGCUUCUUUUCUUUCGGUUCUCCUGGUCAAUACUAGUGGCCUUGGUCCUGCGCAUUUCACCGAGGAUAAUCAGUCGCAGCAGUCGAGGGCGGCUGCCGAGCAGUCAAGCAUGUCGCGUGCGGAUGGAGUGCAUUCCAUUUUCCAGGCUCCUGGCUCUUCCCUGCUAACGACUAUGCUCAUGAGGACUCUGGAUCAAGGAACGGAUACGCAUAUUCUGCUUUCCGACGUGAAAAGUGCGCAUGUUGCUGAGGUCAUCAAGGACCGAGCUGGUCCUGGGCUUGGGAGAUGGGGGCUGUGGUCGUUCCAGAAAUGA
Penicillium chermesinum is the source of this 2139-nucleotide messenger RNA. RefSeq names its product F-box domain protein. The annotation marks the transcript as partial. The transcript is spliced from 3 exons. NCBI's taxonomy places the organism in Eukaryota, Fungi, Ascomycota, Eurotiomycetes, Eurotiales, Aspergillaceae. The record is from RefSeq and is a predicted model, not a curated record.